Molecule: messenger RNA, 2465 nt
Organism: Benincasa hispida (wax gourd)
Lineage: Eukaryota; Viridiplantae; Streptophyta; Magnoliopsida; Cucurbitales; Cucurbitaceae
Product: strawberry notch protein (DUF616)
Source: RefSeq, a predicted model, not a curated record
CCGGUGGAUCACUUCCACUUCCAUAUCAACAAAACAAAAAUUAAAUUAAAUUGAAUGCGAAAGUUGAUUAAUUUGGUAUUGUGAUCCCAGAUUAUUCUCGAUUUCAAAAACCUAGAUUCAUUCAAUUCAUUCCCUCCUCUAUCUAUCUGUUUUCGGAUCUUUCCCCGAAAAACAAAUUCCUCUUUUUCUUCGUUUAUUCGGAAGCAACAUCGCCUUAGAUAUAGGGGAUUUGAUCCUGCUGCUCAAACUCAAGAACUAGUAUUGGUGUUGUGAAAUCUGAACUGCAUUUGGGUUUACAAAGACUAGCGUAAUUUUGGAGACCCCAGAGAGUUUGGGCUUAAUUUUUCUGAGGUGGGUAUUGAAAUCUUUGAGCUUUGAAGCAGAAAUCAGAGAGGUCUUUUUGUUUGGUGGGUGUGUUGUGAAAGAGAUUAAAUGGGGUGAUGAGAAGAGCACAUGUUAGUUUGGAGGAACAAUGACUGGAGGGUCAUUGGGACUUCGCUCAGGGAGUUACGGGGCAUUGGAUAAACAGUUGAAUAACGUAGUUUCCGUUUCGCCGAUCCAAACAGCACGGAAGCCCUCCAAAAUGAUGAAGGAGAAGGAUUAUUUGUUUCCUUGGAUCUGCAAGUUCGUCGGUAGGAAGAAGGUUGGGAUGUUGCUUCUUUGUGUUGUUUCUGCUGCGGUUUUCCUCUGGGUACUCUACGUCGGCAAAGGUGAGGAUGCUCAAGAAGGACAGCAUAUCCAACGCGUCAGUAUUAACAAUAGCAUAGUUAUGAGUUACAGGGAAUCUUCAGCUGAAGAUAUUAUGGAUAAUAGUAGUAGUUCUUUGGCAAAGGGGAUAAAGAUAUCUUCAUUGGCAUCACCUCCGCCUCCUCCUCCAGCACUUUUCCUGGGUUACACUCUUCCACCAGGACACCCAUGUAACAAUUUUGCCCUACCUCCCCCACCUGCAGAUAAAAAGAGAACUGGUCCGAGGCCAUGUCCAGUAUGUUACCUUCCUGUGGAAGAAGCUGUCGCCUUGAUGCCUAAUGCCUCAUCGGUUUCACCUGUUCUUAAAAAAUUGGAUUAUAUUUAUGAGGAAAAUUUAAGAAGGGAGACGGAGUUUGGAGGUUCAGACUUUGGUGGAUAUCCUACUUUAGCCCAGAGGACGGAUUCUUUUGACAUAAGGGAGUCAAUGAGGGUGCAUUGUGGGUUUGUUGGAGGAGUCAAACCUGGUCGCAACACAGGUUUUGAUAUCAAUGACGACGACCUUCAUGAUAUGGAGCAGUGUCGUGGUGUGAUUGUUGCAUCUGCAAUAUUUGGAAAUUUUGAUGUUAUAAAUCAGCCAAAGAACAUUAGUGAAUAUGCCAAGAACACUGUUUGCUUCUUCAUGUUUAUCGAUGAAGAAACAGAAGCAUCAUUAAAGGGAACUGGCAUCCUGGAAAGCAGCAAGAAAAUUGGGUUGUGGAGAAUCAUUGUGGUCCAUAACUUACCUUACAAAGACGCGAGACGAACUGGAAAAAUUCCAAAACUUCUGGUGCACAGAAUGUUUCCUAAUGCUCGAUAUUCUCUUUGGAUUGAUGGCAAACUUGAGCUUGUUGUGGACCCAUAUCAAAUUCUUGAAAGGUUCUUAUGGAGAAAAAAUGCUACGUUUGCAAUUUCUAGACACUACAAACGCUUUGAUGUGUUUUUGGAAGCUGAUGCAAAUAAAGCUGCCGGAAAGUAUGAUAAUGCUUCUAUCGACUUUCAGGUUGACUUUUAUGUAAAGGAAGGUUUAACUCCUUAUUCCGAAGCCAAGCUUCCCAUUACAAGCGAUGUUCCAGAGGGAUGUGUGAUACUUAGAGAGCAUGUACCUAUUAGCAAUUUGUUCAGUUGCCUCUGGUUCAAUGAAGUUGAUCGUUUUACAUCACGAGAUCAAAUUAGUUUUUCUAUUGUGAGGGACAAAAUUAUGGCCAAAACAAAUUGGACAAUCAAUAUGUUCAUGGACUGUGAAAGGCGCAAUUUCGUGAUUCAGAAAUAUCAUAGAGAUGUACUUGAACAGAAGGCUCAUUCUGUUCCCAUGGCUGUCCAUCCCCCACCACUUCCACCUUCUCUACCAUUUUCUGUACUUAAUCCAGUCAAUGACUCAUCGUCCGACAGAGUUUCAAGUUUACCGAGGAAGCCUUCCCCUAAGCGUAAUCGUGAGAGGAGGUCUAGGCGUCAUCGGAAAGUCGCUGCAGGUAUAAAGGACAAUGAUUUGAGUUGAAGUUUUGUUCAGAAGAGUUAUUUUUAUCCCUUUUCAACAACCCCUUUUAAAAUAUAUAUAUAUAAAUAUAUACUGGGGCUAGGAUGGUUGUGCAAGAUGAGUGCUCUAAUUAUAUUUCUACAUAGCUCAAUUUCUCAUUCUUUCUUCUUCUAUUGGACUUUCCAUUCAUUUUUCAUGUAUAUAGAGCAAACCAAACUAUAUCUAAUAAUAAUUGUUUUUAUGGGUUGCCCCCAAAUUCUACUGA